Molecule: messenger RNA, 333 nt
Organism: Pocillopora meandrina
Lineage: Eukaryota; Metazoa; Cnidaria; Anthozoa; Scleractinia; Pocilloporidae
Source: the annotation of a GenBank genome assembly
UGCUUCAGUAAAGCUGUUGGAGUUUCCAAUUCAAGCAUCAUCCUUGACAGCUUCAUGAGGGCAAAAAGUCAUGAUUCAAGCCACGGUUACAAAGCCCUACCAUCACAUGGACGUCUGAACGGUACCAGAGGCGAUGGAUGGUGCGCCCAAAAAAAUAAUAAAAAACAGUGGCUUCAAGUUGAUCUCGGGAAAAUUAUUGAAGUGUGCGCUGUUGCAACCCAAGGAGACAUCAAUGGCAAUGAAUGGGUGAUAGACUUUAAACUAGCGUACUCUAAAUCUUUUGACGGCCGUUGGCAAAUAUAUAAGGAUGCUAACGACUUAGAAGUGGUAUGA